Messenger RNA from Tachysurus vachellii, 4715 nucleotides. RefSeq names its product egl nine homolog 1-like. Gene Ontology annotation, cellular component: nucleus; cytoplasm. The record is from RefSeq and is a predicted model, not a curated record. The transcript has 5 exons. NCBI's taxonomy places the organism in Eukaryota, Metazoa, Chordata, Actinopteri, Siluriformes, Bagridae. Bases 249 to 1397 code for a protein of 382 amino acids. Gene Ontology annotation, molecular function: L-ascorbic acid binding; ferrous iron binding; peptidyl-proline 4-dioxygenase activity. Gene Ontology annotation, biological process: cellular response to hypoxia; peptidyl-proline hydroxylation to 4-hydroxy-L-proline.
GCUGGUUCAAGGCGGACGUGUAGGUAUGAAAAUAGAGGAACAGCCACCGGCGCCAUGCGUCUCUGCUGCGCUCUUGGGGCAAAAUCUGCAAAGAAUCGCUUGAUUUUUCUGCGGUUGUAUUGAUAAAGAUUAAAAAGAGACAGUUGGACGAACCGCCGCGAUGUAGGUGGAGCAUUUUGUGUCGGUUUUGGGUUUGUAACUUGGACACGAAAUCGAUCCAGAAGUACAACAACAGCUGGUGUGGAGUCAUGGAAGUACAUAGGAGAGAAGGAGAAGGAGCAGAUCCAGACCAAGAUCGGCAAUAUUGUGAGCUUUGUGGUAAGAUGGAGAACCUUAUGAAGUGUGGUCGGUGUCGCAGUUCUUUCUAUUGCAGUAAAGAUCACCAGAAACAGGACUGGAAGAAGCACAAGCAGGUUUGUAAGAAGGCCGAGGUCUGUGCGCACCUCCAGCAGCAGCAAGCAGACUCGGGAGAACUUUCCCGAGCUAACGUGGAGAUCGAGAAGGACUCAGAACCGCAGGAGAAACAGCAAAAGAGCAAAACACUGAGCUGCACGGUCUCAGAAAAGUCCAACGGAUCUUCCAAAGCGCACAGGGACACCGGAAAAAGUGCACCUGAGAUCCAAGGAGCUCCUGAACCACUUGGUGAAGAUCUGUCCAACGGGCAAAUAAUGUCUCCUCAGCAAAAACUAGCAACAGAAUAUAUAGGCCCGUGUAUGAAUAAACAUGGAAUUUGUGUUGUGAACAACUUUCUUGGUGAUGAACUUGGACUCGGUGUCUUAGAAGAGGUUCGUCGUCUCUAUACUUCUGGAGAAUUUACAGACGGACAGUUAGUCAGUCAAAGAAGUGACUCGACGAAGGACAUAAGAGGUGAUAAGAUCGCUUGGAUCGAAGGAAAGGAGCCUGGAUGUGAGAAGAUAGCAGUUCUCAUGAGUCGCAUGGACGAUGUUGUCCGGCACUGUAAUGGGAAACUGGGAAACUACAGGAUUAAUGGACGGACAAAAGCAAUGGUGGCUUGUUACCCUGGUAACGGCACCGGAUACGUCCGGCACGUGGACAACCCUAACGGAGACGGGAGAUGUGUGACGUGCAUCUAUUACUUAAACAAAGACUGGAAUGCCAAGGAACAUGGCGGCAUCUUACGGAUCUUUCCGGAUGGCAAAACCCAGUUUGCUGACAUUGAGCCCUUAUUUGACAGACUGCUGUUUUUCUGGUCUGAUCGACGGAACCCACACGAGGUCCAGCCUGCGUACACCACUCGGUACGCCAUCACCGUGUGGUAUUUCGACGCUGACGAGCGAGCUCGGGCUAAAGAGAAAUACCUGACUGGUGCCGUAGAAAAGGUGGGGAAAGUGGAUCUGAACCGGUCGUCCGAGCCGUGCUCACUGAUCAAGAGUUGAACAAACCUGCCGAACGGACAAGACGACACGGAACUGGUGAUAACCUUCGGAAUGUGUUUUUAACCUGCUGCUUGAAGACAUAAACCGACAGAGAAGAAGGACAGAAAUGACUGCACUGAGCUCGGACGGGAUGCGGCCAUGCGAUAAUGCUGCACUGCAUGAGCAUGUAGUGUUUGCGCUGCGGUCCGGCAAUUCGUUUGUAAAUGGAAUCAGUUCUCCGACAGCCCGAUGUCGCCAGCUCUGAUUUUGCGAUGGCUGCAGACCUGCGAAAGCUUCUCUGUGAAAGUACGUGUUCUAAUCGGGCCGUCUCUGAUGGCAGACUGUUCGGUCUUCUCUUCAUGAUCUGAUGGCCUCUUGUGGAGUUUCACUUCUCUGAAUUUAAACUCUAGUCGAUUGAUAAUUGCGGCAUCAGCUUGUAGUCGCCAGUGAAAUACACAACGAUGUUCUCUAAUAAACACACGCGCAAUUGGGCAGAGUGUUGAAUCAGAUCAGACAUGUCCUUGUCCUUUUAACUUGGACCAGAUUUUAUUUCCACACGUUUUUCAUUCAUUCAUUUGUACACAUUCACGUAUCUGUAUGUUUUUAUAUGUAAAAGAUCUACACAGCAAAGAAAGAAAAGAAACCAACUAAAAACAACGUUUUUGCCCGUGCUUUUCCGUAACUGACAACUGAUUUUUUUUUUUUAUAUAUAUAUAUAUCAACAGUUAACAUUCAGAAAUUCAGCCAUUUACUAAAAAAAAAAAAAAAAAAAUCUGAAUUUCAUACGUUAAUAUAAUCACCUUUUUUAAUCCUAAUACUUUUAAUUGGUGAUUAAAAUCUUGUUAAUAAAAAUCUGUGCUGUGGAUGUGGGUGCGGUUUAAGAGAAAUAAUGCAGCUGUUUUUAAAAUGACUUUAAAUCAAAUGAAGAGUGUGUGCAUGCAUGGGAGGUGAUGAUCUGAAUCUUUGCUGGUUUUUUUUGUUUUUUGUUUUAUUUUUUAAAUUGUACAAAUCUAAGGUUUAUUACUGAAUUUUUGAUUUAUCUGGUGAUUAAGUGCAGGUCCUGGUUUUUCAGGAGCAUGACAAGGAAGAGGUUAUUAUUAUUAUUAUUUUAAAGGGAGAAAUAGUUUGCGCUACAGCGGUCUAUUAAAAAUAAAACCAAAAGGAAUGACACACUGAGCGAAUGCCUCUGUGGAAUUAGAGGACUUCUUUCACUUUGUUUUAAAGGUUCUGAAAAUUUUAACAAUAGCAUGGUGUUGUCUGGAAACGAGUAUUCUAUCGUUUGUGUGAACAAAGGCUCAGUAUUUCAGGAGGCAGGAUGUGGUGCAUGAGACUGAUUGUAAUGAACAGGAGAUUAAUGAGAACAUUGAUCUCCUCCUGAGUGAGAACGCUGGCAGCUAAAACUACUGAGGGACAGGAAGGAAGUAGUCAUCCCCAUGUUUGCUGUUUACUGUUGUAGCGCCUCUGUUGGUACAUGUCUGGAAAAGGAUUUUGCUGCCUUACAGCUCCAGGGUCCAGAGGUUUGAUCCUGACCUCAGGUUACAUUAGUUUCCUCAAAAAACCUGCAAGUAAAGUGGAAUGGCUAAGAAUAAUUGCCCUUCAAUGUGAAUCAAAGUUUGUGCGUGCAAGAGUGAGUGUGCGUGCGAGCGAGAGUGAGUGAGUGUGCGUGCGAGCGAGAGUGAGUGAGUGAGUGUGCGUGCGAGCGAGAGUGAGUGUGCGUGCGAGAGUGAGUGCGCGUGCGUGCGAGAGUGAGUGUGCGUGCGAGCGAGAGUGAGUGAAUGUGCGUGCGAGCGAGAGUGAGUGAAUGUGCGUGCGAGCGAGAGUGAGUGAAUGUGCGUGCGAGCGAGAGUGAGUGAGUGAGUGAGUGAGUGAGUGAGUGAGUGUGCGUGCGAGCGAGAGUGAGUGAGUGUGCGUGCGAGCGAGAGUGAGUGUGCGUGCGAGCGAGAGUGAGUGUGCGUGCGAGCGAGAGUGAGCGUGCGUGAGAGUGAGCGUGCGUGAGAGUGAGCGUGCGUGAGAGUGAGCGUGCGUGAGAGUGAGCGUGCGUGAGAGUGAGCGUGCGUGAGAGUGAGCGUGCGUGCGAGCGAGAGUGAGCGUGCGUGCGAGCGAGAGUGAGUGUGCGUGCGUGCGAGAGUGAGUGUGCGUGCGUGCAAGAGUGAGCGUGCGUGCGAGAGUGAGUGUGCGUGCGUGCGAGAGUGAGUGAGUGUGCGUGCAUGCGAGAGUGAGUGAGUGAGCGUGCGUGCAAGAGUGAGUGAGUGUGCGUGCAUGCGAGAGUGAGUGAGUGAGUGAGCGUGCGUGCAUGUGAGAGUGAGUGAGUGAGUGAGCGUGCGUGCAAGAGUGCGUGAGUGAGCGUGCGUGCGUGAGUGAGUGUGUUCGUGCGAGAGAGCGAGCGAGAGAGAGCGAAUGCGGGUGUGCGAGUGUGUUGGUGUAUGCGCGAGAAAGCAAGCGUUUAAGUGCGAGUGUGAGACAGCGUUUGUAUUUGAAGUUGAUUGAGAUGGAUAAAAUAUAACAGCAACUGUUCCAAGUAUAUACAUGUAUAGUGUCCACUUUAAUAGCCGAUCAGGUGGCAGCGGCACAACGUGUACAGAGAUAUGAAGCAGCAGUCUGAUCUCUCUGCCUUUAACCUGACUUUCGCACGCAACAAUCUCUAAAGUUUGUACAGAAUGGUGCGAAAAACAAACAACAUUGUGUGAGCGACAGAUCUGUGGGUAAAAAUAACGUGCUGAAAGGAGCGAUGAGAGGACAAUGACCAGAUCUGCCAGGGAGGAUACAGUAGCUCGUAUUCUCAGAUAACUGCAUGAAUGUGCGGGUGCUCCUGUUAAAGAGGACAGCGAGUGUAUCUUGAUAACGAAUGGCCCUUGUCAUGCCCUCAUACAGUACCGUAUUGUACACACAGGUGAACGUCUCUUUUUGUUGUAUUAAUUGUAGGUGAGUCAAAUGAAACCCUUUUAGAAAUUGUUUAUUUCACAGAAACGUCGCAAACUCAUUUUGUCAUUUUUUUCUUCCUCUGCCUUCUGUGAGCCUUCGGUCUCUUUCUCUAAACUGUCGCACUUUUAAGGCUUUCAUUCGACUCAUCCGUGGAUUUUAAAUCCGAUGUAUGAAAGUAUUUGUUUUACCGUCUGCAUAUUCAAAAAAAUGAUAUUUUAAUAUAAUUUUUUUUGAGAUUUUUAUUUUUUUUUUUUGGCCAAAACUUUUGUGAUGUACUUAAAUACCGUUUAGUUGAUGGAAAAGAUUAUUAUAAUUUUUUUUUUGCUGCUGUAAAUUUGUAAGGCAGUAUUCGACAGAUUCUAAAGUUUUCACUGGUUAUUUACGGUGAUGACAAAUAAACUAAUAAAAAUAAUAAAA